AUGGCUUCUUCACCGAUUUGCAUUGCGAUUUCAGGUCCCUCCUCCUCAGGAAAAACCUCAAUAUCCCGUCUCCUCCGCGAUGCCUUCACUUCAAAGUCUUUAACAAAAUCCCCCGCACCGACAUGUACGAUCCUCCACGCCGAUGAUUUUUACAUCCCGGACUCCGACCUACCAAUCGUAGAACUCGGUGGUACGGGUCAAAAAGUUCAGGAUUGGGAUUGUCCGGAAGCAUUAAACUUCCCGGAGUUCAUCUCUUCACUUAGAUAUGCGAAGCAAUUCGGAAGACUUCCGGAGUCGCAUCAGAGUUAUGAGGUUACGCAUGCGGUUGGGGUUGAUGAGAGUAUUUUGAAACUUGUGAAGGAUGGUGAUGGUGGUGGUGGUGGUGAUGGUGGGAAGGAGAAGAUUUUGGAAUUGGAGAGGAAGGUUGUUGGGUGGUUGAAGAGUGUAGAGAAGGAUUUGGGAAGAAGAGUGGAGAGGGUGGUUAUUGUGGAUGGGUUUUUGAUAUUUGGGAGUGGUGUUCCUGAGGAGUUGAAGGAGGAGUUUGAUGUUAAACUUAUGAUACGGACGCCUUAUGAGAAGGCGAAACAAAGGAGAGAGGAUAGAGCGGGAUACACGACCAUGGAAGGGUUCUGGCACGACCCGCCAGGGUAUUUUGAACUACUGGUGUGGCCGGCUUAUGUUAAACAGCAUAGUUAUCUAUUCAAGGACGGGGAUAUGAAUACGGGUAUUCUAACAGAGGAGGCAUUGAAUAAUGGGCUUAGGACACCUGCGGCAACGGAUUUGGCAUUGAUGCAGACAUUAGAAUGGGCUGUAGAAACAUUAGAGCAGAUUAAACUCAGCAAUAAGGAGGCUUUAGAAGCGUAG
Molecule: messenger RNA, 864 nt
Organism: Orbilia oligospora ATCC 24927
Lineage: Eukaryota; Fungi; Ascomycota; Orbiliomycetes; Orbiliales; Orbiliaceae
Exons: 3
Coding region: 1-864 (287 amino acids)
Cellular component (GO): cytoplasm
Molecular function (GO): ATP binding; kinase activity
Source: RefSeq, a predicted model, not a curated record